AUGGAAGACAGCUACACCGAUGAACUCAUGGGCAGGCAGUAUCGACCAGUAGGGACCCGAUUACUGGGAUCGCCUCGGAAGACGGGGAAGGGGAGCCGUGAAGACAUGAAAGAUGCCCAGGAUGUUUCAAGUGCCAAGGAAUCACUGUCAUCAAGUGGGCAUGAUGUUAAAGCAGAAGGAAAGCCCUUUCAGGAGAAGAAAAGCAGUCUAAUACCCAACAAUAUCAAGGCCAAGCAUGGCACAUCUGUGGUGGAAAAACUGGUCUCUGAGGAGCAGGCUCGCCGGACUCUCUGCGAGGCUGGACUGAUUCAAGGGCAGAAGAGACUCAGUGACUGGACAUUUAAGCCACUAGAGAACCCGAUGGCGACGUCACCUUAUGCUGAUUAUUAUGAACUAGGUUACAACUUGAGGUCCAACAUUUUCCAAGGAGGCCCACUAGAAAGCAAGAGCUUGAUGAAGGAUUCCUAUACCCCAGAUGUGAUAAAGAGGGCAGUCCGGGACCCCAAGCACUGGCAUGGAAGGAAAACGGACGAUCUAGGGAGAUGGUUCCAGAAAAAUGCCCUAAACCUUAACCUGCAAAAAGCUCUGGAGGAAAAAUAUGGGGAGAAGAACAAAGGCAGCAAAUCCUAAGAACACAUAAGAGAGGGAUGA
Messenger RNA from Gekko japonicus, 651 nucleotides. RefSeq names its product testis expressed 33 (gene CIMIP4). The transcript is spliced from 4 exons. The record is from RefSeq and is a predicted model, not a curated record. NCBI's taxonomy places the organism in Eukaryota, Metazoa, Chordata, Lepidosauria, Squamata, Gekkonidae.